AUGGUGGCCUCUGAAUUCCCUAGAAGACUGUACACCAAAGGGUUUGAGCCAGCCCCGGAUAAAAGCAUCGGCUAUUAUUCUGAUGAUUAUAGGCUGGUACCUGCACUAAAGUCAGCUCUACAAGAGGAUGAAUGGGAAGAGAUUUACGAGUCACCGUUGGGUGUCUUUUUAAAGUUCCACGACUUGGAUUUUGGUUGGGCUUCUAGGCUGGUGCACCACAUGCUGACCUUUCAGAUAGUUUGCAAGCAGAGGUACGAGAUAUGGAGCCUGAUUGGUACCAAUCCAGUUCGGUUUUCAUUGCAUGAGUUUGAGGAGAUCACCGGACUCAACUGCGGGUACGUGGAUGACUUGGCUUUAACUGAUCUUACGCUUUCCGAUGACACGCGUGCAUUUUGGGAGCUAAUGGGGGUCGAUGCCGAGUCGGGCCCAAGCACUAUCGAAAUUAUUGAAGCCUGUUCCAACUGCUCAUCAUGGUCUCAGGAUGAUAGGCUGCGGUUGGGUUAUCUUGGGAUCUACGCUGGUUUCAUAGUGGCAACGAGACCUGGCUUAUCCACAAAUCAUUUGAUCAAGUCUGUUAAGGAGAAAGAUCUCAGCAAAAACAUUCAUAUAGAAGGAUUUGUGCAAGCUCUUCAAGUGUGGGUGUACUAUGCUCUGCCGGAUUUUGCUGCUGAAUUUGGCGAACCAUUGCCAAAUGAUAUUCAACCUCUUCCGCUGGCUUACAAAGGAUCAAGAGGACGAAAGAACGUCAAAGCCAACAUGCUAAAACAGGAUCCAGAUAUUGUCAAGAUUGUCAAUGCAAUCCAUGACCCCCAUUUCAAGUUCUCAAAAAAUCAUUGGCCUUUGGAAGGUGUUUUGGGUGCACACAUCGUCAAGGCAGAAGCCAGAAAGAGGAGCCUUCCCUCAGAUGAAUCAAGUCGCAAGAGACCCUACACAGCAUCUGCCUCUGCCGCCUCAUUCGUUGGUGAUGAAGGGGUCGGAGUUGUCGCUACUAUGAAAGCACACUUCAACCAAUGCUUCAAAAGCUUUUCAACCAAGAUGCUGAAUGGUCUUGGUAGCUGUGAAAAGCAGAUCAAACUUCUCACCGUGAAGGUUGAAUCUGUAGAGCGCGCGGUAGAGGAGUUGACUACAGGGUCGGCGAAGCACACUGAGGAAGAGGUUAAAGACAAUGUAGAACCAACCCAGCAGCAGGGCGGCACUGGAUCCAAGAAGCAUGAAGGGAGUAAUUCAGAUAAAGAUGAUGCUCCGAUGAAAGAUAAUGUCAACGUUGGUGCGUGUGAGAGUGUUAACGACCCCGGGGAUGCAAAAGGAAAGAAGGCUUCCAUGAAGGAAGAAGAGGCCCCAGAGCCUAGUUUUUGUGAAAUUGACCCGAAGAUGUGUGAUGUUGACUUCGACGCGGUUGCACUAGCCAAAAAUGCCAAAGCCAGAGCAGCGGCUCAGUUAGUUGCUCGAGCAACGAGUGCCAGAUACCGACAGCUGGCUGCGACACAGAAGAGUCCGUUCUUAGGAAACAGCACCGCAAAGUCCAUCAUUCCAUCGUCUGCAUCUCACUCCGGGCGUGUCCGUGGAUAUGAUCUUUUCGAUCAAACCGGUGUCAAGGCGAAGCAAACCACUCUAAUGAACUUUCUGAAAUCAAACCCUGCCUGGCCAAGACGCCCAAAAAACUCUUCGAUCGACUGGUAUUACAUUCUCCGGACACCGACGAAAUGGCUAGCUGAUACGCACAUGAAAGCUUACAUUAACGUACUCAGGCUGCGAUUAUCCAAGCAUCCGGAGUGGUUUGUAUCCGACCGGAUUUGCUUCCUCAACUCCAUGUUUGCUACUGUUUGGAGGCGGGAAUACAAUGACUUCAAAAACUCUGAGCCGAAUGCAGAUGGGUCUGGCAAACUUCUACCGCCUGGAGCGGAGGACCAUUGGGAUAGUCAUGCGGGAACCAAACAUGCAUCUGACACCCAAAUUGACGAAGCUGUGGAGCCUCUUGCUGUUAUGUUACCCUACCUUCUUCAGACCUGUGCACCUGACGAUGACAAGUGGAGAUUCCCCUACACGCCGUUCACCCAUUCACGAGUACCAGGUACGGAGAUACCUCAAAACAUUCAGAGCGGUGAUUGCGGAGUGUACUGCCUCAAGGAGAAAAUGGCUGCAGAGAUAUUUGACGAAAUAGUUGCUAGGGGCCAUGAUAAGCUAGAUACAACCGGGCUGGAUGUCUAUGAUAGGAAAGCUUAG
Molecule: messenger RNA, 2223 nt
Organism: Eutrema salsugineum
Lineage: Eukaryota; Viridiplantae; Streptophyta; Magnoliopsida; Brassicales; Brassicaceae
Exons: 9
Coding region: 1-2223 (740 amino acids)
Biological process (GO): proteolysis
Molecular function (GO): cysteine-type peptidase activity
Source: RefSeq, a predicted model, not a curated record